Molecule: messenger RNA, 2298 nt
Organism: Umbelopsis ramanniana AG
Lineage: Eukaryota; Fungi; Mucoromycota; Umbelopsidomycetes; Umbelopsidales; Umbelopsidaceae
Exons: 6
Coding region: 1-2298 (765 amino acids)
Biological process (GO): trehalose biosynthetic process
Cellular component (GO): cytosol; alpha,alpha-trehalose-phosphate synthase complex (UDP-forming)
Molecular function (GO): alpha,alpha-trehalose-phosphate synthase (UDP-forming) activity
Source: RefSeq, a predicted model, not a curated record
AUGUCUGAAGAAUCCUCAGAUAACAAAGAACUUCGUUUGUUGGUUGUCUCCAACCGACUUCCUGUCACCGUAGGUCGAGACGCAAAGACCAAUGACUUCACCUUCAAAAUGUCGUCCGGUGGUUUGGUCAGUGCUUUGAGUGGUCUCAAGAAAAUGAUGAGCUUUACUUGGAUUGGAUGGCCCGGUAUUGAUGUCCCAGAGGGCGAGAGAAAACAUAUGGAGGAUCGUCUUCUCAAUGAACACUCCUCCUUGCCAGUGUUUGUUUCGGAUGACCUAGCUGAAGACCACUACAAUGGCUUUUCCAACAGUAUUCUUUGGCCCUUGUUCCAUUACCACCCUGGUGAAAUCUCUUUCAAUGAACAAUGGUGGGAGGCCUAUCAAAAGGUCAAUGAACUGUUUGCCGAAGCCAUUGAUAAAAUCGUUCAGGAUGGUGAUCUCGUAUGGGUACAGGAUUAUCACUUGAUGCUUUUGCCCUCUAUGCUUCGCAAGAGAACCAAGAAGGAUAUCAAGAUCGGCUGGUUCCUUCAUACUCCCUUCCCAAGCAGUGAAAUCUACCGUAUUUUACCCGUCCGCAAGGAAAUCUUGACGGGUGUAUUGGAAGCCGAUCUCCUUGGUUUCCAUACUUACGAUUAUGCUCGCCAUUUCCUUUCCUCUUGCACUCGUAUCCUGGGCCUGUCUACUAUGCCCAACGCUGUAGAGUUUGAAGGUCGAAACGUGCAUGUUGGCACUUUCCCUAUCGGUAUCGAUCCCGAGAUCUACACAGAAGGUUUGCGUGAUGAGGGUAUCAUAAAGCGUAUUACUCAGCUCAAGGAGAGAUUCCAAGGAUGUAAGAUCAUCGUUGGUGUGGAUCGUCUGGAUUAUAUCAAGGGUGUCCCACAGAAGAUGCAUGCUAUGGAGGUCUUCUUGAGUCAACAUCCUGAAUGGGUUGGUAAGGUUGUCCUGGUUCAGCUCGCUGUUCCAUCAAGACAAGAUGUCGAUGAAUAUCAACAAUUGAGAAGUACUGUCAACGAGUUGGUGGGUCGUAUCAACGGUCAAUAUGGUACCGUUGAGUUCGUUCCCAUCCAUUUCAUGCACAGAUCUAUUCCUUUCAAUGAACUGGUCGCUUUGUAUGCUGUCUCUGAUGUUUGCUUGGUGUCUUCUACUCGUGACGGUAUGAACCUUGUCUCCUAUGAAUACAUUUCUGCCCAACAGAACAACCAUGGUGUCAUGAUUCUUUCCGAGUUCGCUGGUGCCGCUCAGUCUCUUAACGGAUCCAUCAUUGUCAACCCAUGGAACACAGAAGAAUUGGCUAAUGCUAUUCAUGAAGCUGUCACUAUGCCUGAUGACCUUCGAAAGUCCAACCAUCAAAAGCUGUUUAGAUAUGUCACCAAGUACACUGCUGCUUAUUGGGGUCUCAGCUUCGUCAAUGAGCUUCGACGAGUCAGCGAAGAGCUCGGUCAUCGUGAAAAGAUUCCCGAACUGAACGUCGAAAAGGCUAUUGAUUUGGCCAAACAAUCCACCAAGAAGCGUGUCAUCCUUUUGGAUUAUGAUGGUACUCUUACUACUCUUCACAAGCUUCCCGAGUUUGCCAAGCCAUCGCAAGCUAUCAUUGAUACUCUCAAGAACCUUUCCUCCAAGCCCAACACCUAUGUGUAUAUUCUUUCUGGACGUGGCCGUCAACAUUUGGAUGCCUGGUUUGAAUCAACUGGUGUUGGUCUUUCUGCUGAACACGGUUGUUUCUAUAAGCAUCCUGCUAGCAUUCGCGAUAAGAUUGAUCCCACCACUCAAGCUGCUGAGGGUAAGGUCAUUAAGGAGGAGGAUCAUAAAUGGUAUUGCUUGGUAGACCAAAUCGAUCCCAGCUGGAAGGAAACUAUCCGCCCUCUCUUUUUGCAUUAUACCGAGCGUACUCCUGGUUCCUUCAUUGAAGAAAAGGAAAUCAACCUUACCUGGCACUACAGAAAUGCCGAUCCUGAGUUUGGAUCAUGGCAAGCAACUGAACUUCAGGUUAACCUUGAAAAGUUGUUGAGUCAUAUGGCCCUCGCCAUUGUCCUUGGUAACAAGACUUUGGAACUUCGACCCUCCGCCAUCGAUAAGGCCACUGCCGUUCGUGCUAUCCUCAAGGACAUACAGCUUCAAGACAUUGACUAUUUGAUGUGUAUUGGUGACGGCAAGACUGAUGAGGUCGUGUUCUCCCUUCUCAAUGAAAUUCCAAACUCUAUCACUAGUACAGUUGGAAAGAAGCAGACCGAGGCCCAAUCUUAUAUUUCCAAUGUUGAACAAGUCAGUAGCUUCCUUAACCGACUAGCUCAAGAAUUGUAA